AUGAACUACCUCGUCAAAAUCGAUGAGCAGGGGAAACUGAGAUGGGCUCGAAACAACACCCUGGUCGACACCACCGCAGGUCGAUGGAAGGACGCUGGCGGUGGCGCGGGCAUCGUCCCUCUCGACGUCCCCGAGCGGCCCCCACUCAACGGCGGCAGAGGGAGCUUCUCUUCAUCUCUAUCGUCCUCGUCGGUGUCGUCUGAUGAGGCCAUUACGCACUAUGUCGGGGAGGUGAAAGGUAGCAAUCGAUUUACGCGGUCGAUUCGGAGGAAGUUUACGCCCAGCGGUUGGGUGCAGAAGCUACUUAGGAAGACAGUUGCCCGAAACACGUGGGUUUACGUCGCGGAUGCCCAAUGUGUAACAUAUUCAUCGGGAUCAAGAGUACGCCUUUCAGUCUCGGGCAUGUUUCGCUUGCUCAAAUUGUUGUAG
Messenger RNA from Schizophyllum commune H4-8, 429 nucleotides. RefSeq lists its product as uncharacterized. The record is from RefSeq and is a predicted model, not a curated record. The coding region runs from base 1 to 429 and encodes 142 amino acids. The transcript is spliced from 4 exons. NCBI's taxonomy places the organism in Eukaryota, Fungi, Basidiomycota, Agaricomycetes, Agaricales, Schizophyllaceae.